Elephantulus edwardii (Cape elephant shrew) is the source of this 2097-nucleotide messenger RNA. RefSeq names its product oculocutaneous albinism II (gene OCA2). The record is from RefSeq and is a predicted model, not a curated record. Gene Ontology annotation, cellular component: melanosome membrane. Bases 1 to 2097 code for a protein of 698 amino acids. Lineage: Eukaryota; Metazoa; Chordata; Mammalia; Macroscelidea; Macroscelididae. Gene Ontology annotation, biological process: transmembrane transport; melanocyte differentiation; melanin biosynthetic process. The transcript is spliced from 21 exons.
AUGGGAUUUAUGGGAAGAUGGGGCAACACUCAGCGCUUGCCCUGCCCAGGGAAUAUCAGUGGGGGUGAAACAGGUCCUGCAUACUCAGUGACUGGGAGCUUCAAACGUGGGUUGACUGUUUCUGGCCUAUUCAUCCUUGUAGCAUCGUGUUCCAUUUUAUUUAGCCUGUAUCCAGAUCAAGAAAAAUUCUGGCAGCUGUUGUCUGUGUCACCACUGGAAAGCUACUUAGUGAACCUCACUGGUGCUGUGGACUCCGCACUACUCCAGGUGGACCUGGCUGGGCCAUUGGUGGCUGGCCGGAUGAUCAGCUCUGAGACAGAAGAACACAUCGUGGUCAAGAUCACUCAAACAGAUGCUGUUGGCACCAGAUGGAGAAGACCACAGCAGAUCACUUAUAAUUGGACAGUAUUUUUAAAUCCAAGAAGAAAUGAGCACCUUGUAAUAAGCAGGACAUUUAAAAUACAGAGCAGAGACUCCAUUUUGAUCACCAUUGGAGCUUCCUUUCUGCAGAAUCAGGCAUUUCCUGUGUUGAUGACUUAUCAGUACCUCCAUGUAGAUGUGGAGACACAAGUAAUAAUCGCCGCAGCCAUACUAGCAGGGGUCUACAUGCUGAUUAUUUUUGAGAUCAUCCACAGAACCCUGGCUGCCAUGUUGGGUUCUCUCACAGCAUUAGCAGCACUGGCCAUGAUUGGUGAUAGGCCAAAAUUGAGUCAUGUGGUGGAGUGGAUUGAUUUUGAGACCUUGGCCCUCCUGUUUGGCAUGAUGAUCUUAGUAGCCAUAUUUUCAGAAACAGGAUUUUUUGACUAUUGUGCUGUGAAGGCUUAUCAGUUCUCCCGAGGAAGAGUGUGGCCCAUGAUCAUCAUGCUGUGUGUCAUUGCUGCUGUCCUUUCUGCCUUUUUAGACAAUGUCACCACUAUGCUACUCUUCACUCCUGUGACAAUAAGAUUAUGUGAGGUGCUCAACCUUGAUCCAAGGCAAGUCCUGAUUGCAGAAGUUAUCUUCACAAACAUUGGAGGAGCUGCAACAGCCAUUGGAGAUCCACCAAAUGUCAUUAUUGUUUCCAACCAGGACUUGAGGAAGAUGGGUCUGGAAUUUGCAGGGUUCACAGCACAUAUGUUUGUGGGUAUCUUCUUCAUUCUCCUGACCUCCUUCCCCUUCCUCCGUCUCUUGUAUUGGAACAAAAAGCUUUACAACAAGGAGCCCAGCGAGAUUGUGGAGCUGAAGCAUGAGAUUCAUGUGUGGCAUAUGACUGCACAACACAUUAACCCAGCCAGCCGCGAGGAGACUAUGAUUCGGAGUUUGCUCCUGGGAAAAGUACAGGCACUGGAACAGCUACUGGCUUGGAAGCUGCACACCUUCCAUACACAAAUUUCUCAAGAAGAUAAAAACUGGGAAAUUAACAUUCUGGAACUACAAAAGAAGCACAGAAUAUCAGACAGGACUCUGUUAGCCAAAUGCUUGAUUGUGCUGGGAGUAGUUAUCUUUACAUUCUUUCUCAAUUCAUUUGUUCCUGGCAUUCAUCUUGAUCUCGGAUGGAUUGCUAUUAUGGGUGCUCUCUGGUUGCUAAUUUUAGCUGAUAUCCAUGAUUUUGAGAUAAUUCUACAUAGAGUGGAAUGGGCAACACUUCUUUUCUUUGCAGCACUCUUCGUUCUGAUGGAGGCACUGGCACAUCUCCAUUUAAUAGAAUACAUUGGAGAACAGACUGCUUUGCUAAUUAAGAUGGUCCCUGAGGACCAGCGUCUUGCCGUGGCCAUAAUCCUUAUAGUUUGGGUCUCAGCCAUAGCCUCAUCUUUGAUUGACAACAUUCCAUUCACUGCCACCAUGAUUCCUGUGCUUCUGAAUUUGAGCCAAGACCCUGAAGUCAGCCUUCCUGUGCAGCCACUAAUGUAUUCACUAGCCCUUGGUGCUUGUUUAGGAGGUAAUGGGACUCUGAUUGGAGCAUCAGCAAAUGUAGUUUGUGCAGGAAUUGCUGAGCAGCAUGGAUAUGGAUUCUCCUUCAUGGAAUUUUUUAGACUGGGCUUCCCACUGAUGGUGGUCUCCUGCACAGUUGGGAUGUGCUAUCUCCUUGUUGCUCAUGUUGUGGUGGGGUGGAAUUAA